UGUUUAUUUUUGGCAUCUCUGAGAAUGCAGUUUACAUUUGCUUGCAAAAGAAAGCGCUGCUACAGUAAAAAUGCGAAUUUCGCGCCUCUUCCAAGUGGCCAGGAUGGCGAACGUUACAAGGGAAGAUUUACAGGACUAUCCGUCGAGAUAGUUGAUCCCGAACAGGCUAAAUCCCUGCAUGACAAUGGUUGUUUUGGCAAGGGAAGCAAAUCUCGCGGAGGACCGGAAAGUGGAGACGAGGACGAAAGCCUGCUCCUGGGAAUGGAAGAGUCCUGCUUCCUGGCUCACUAUUUAAAUGUUUUAGACAUAACCAACUUAGCCGGCAAUUUCAUGGACUUCCACAUGUUUGUGGAGGUCGCCAAAGAUCAAAAUGAUAAAUUUGUUGAGAACUUGGCCAGCUAUGUGUAUUUGAAGUCCAAGAAUUGGGUAAUCAAGAGUGGCAUUAAGUUCGGCGGUGAUUUUCUUAUCUACAAGCAAAGUCCUCGCUUGUACCAUGCCAGCUUUUUGGUCAUUGUGCAAAGGCCUGGUGAUACGGAUCACUAUCAAUCAAAGAACUUGAAGGGUGUUCAACGCGUGGCAGAAACUUCUGAUAAGGAUGUGCUGAUCCUGACUGUCCAACCGCCUAAGGAGAUAAGCUCUUCCAGGGACUUGAAGGAAGCCACAGUAACAGAGACUAUUGUGCGGCGUUUUAAUUACUUAACUUUUGUACAAAGCAAACAACAAUAAGGAACUAUUCAGGGACUCUACAA
This is a messenger RNA of Drosophila sechellia, 749 nucleotides long. It is a transcript of the gene Tsen2, whose product is annotated as tRNA splicing endonuclease subunit 2. Gene Ontology annotation, biological process: tRNA splicing, via endonucleolytic cleavage and ligation; tRNA-type intron splice site recognition and cleavage. The transcript has 2 exons. Gene Ontology annotation, cellular component: tRNA-intron endonuclease complex; cytoplasm. Gene Ontology annotation, molecular function: tRNA-intron lyase activity; nucleic acid binding. The coding region runs from base 25 to 726 and encodes 233 amino acids. Lineage: Eukaryota; Metazoa; Arthropoda; Insecta; Diptera; Drosophilidae. The record is from RefSeq and is a predicted model, not a curated record.